Molecule: messenger RNA, 1218 nt
Organism: Diaporthe citri
Lineage: Eukaryota; Fungi; Ascomycota; Sordariomycetes; Diaporthales; Diaporthaceae
Exons: 2
Coding region: 1-1218 (405 amino acids)
Molecular function (GO): dioxygenase activity
Source: RefSeq, a predicted model, not a curated record
AUGUCGUUCAAAUCCAUCCCCGUGCUCGACCUGGCCCUGGCCGAUGACCCAGCGACCAAGCCGGCCUUCCUCACAGACCUCCGCGAGGCCUUGAUGCAAGUUGGCUUCCUCUACAUAAAAAAUGUGGGCAUCUCAGACGAGCUGUUCGGGAAGGUUGUAUCACUGGGCAGGGCAUUCUUCGACAUACCGCUCGAGGAAAAGCUCAAGAUCGAGAUGAAGAAUGCGCCCUCCUUCCUGGGUUACAGCCGCCUGUCAGCAGAGAUCACAGCAGGCAAGAUAGACCACCGGGAGCAGAUCGACCUGUCGACAGAGCACCCGAUGCCGGGCCCGGACGCCCCGCGGCACCACAACCUGCUCGCGCCCAACCAGUGGCCCUCAGAGUCCGUACUCCCGGGCUUCCGCGCCACAUAUGCGGAGUACAUGCGGCUCAUGUCAGGCGUGUCGGUGCGCUUCACAAGCCUGGUGGCCGAGGCGGUGGGGCUACCGUCGGGCGCUUUCGACAAAUACAUCGGCGCCCCGGACCAGCAGCAUAAGCUCAAGAUCGUGCGGUACCCUGACGCGGGGGAGCUGGGCCUCUGCGGCGGCAAUGACGACGACGGCGACGACAGCAGUGCCAGGCAGGGCGUUGGCCCGCACAAGGACUCUAUGCUAACGAGCUACCUGCUCCAGGCGAGUGGUCAUAAGGGCCUGCAGGCGCAGAACACGCGGGGUGAGUGGAUCGACUGCCCGCCGCGCGAGGGGACGCUGGUUGUGGCGAUCGGACAAGGGAUGGAGGCGCUGACGCGCGGCGUCUGUACUUCAACGACGCACAGGGUGCUAAGCCCGCGUGCAGGCGAGGGCCCGCGCUUCUCGGUGCCGUUCUUCCAGGGCGUGGCGGCUGAUACGACGUUCGAGGACCUCGAGGGCGUCGGGGUCGGCGCCGUGCCGGAGGAGGUGCGGCGUUUGCGCGAGGCUGUGCUGGCGGCGAAUGGGGGCCAACGGCUCGACGAUGUCGAGUUCACCUUCCGCGGCGGAGGCGUGGCGCGCACGCUGGGUGAGGCGACGCUGAGGAAUCGAGUCAAGAGCCAUCCUGACGUCGGCGAGCGUUGGUACCCGGAUAUACUGGCGCAGAUUAGGGAGGAGCAGGCGAGGGCAUCUCAGCCGUCACCGCCGUCACCGCCGGUGCCGGUGGAUGGUGGUGAUCGGGGUUCUCAGGCAAAGGCAGUGAGGGCGCACUAG